AUGUCGUUGAGCGUUGAAAAAACUGUCGAAGACGAUUUUGUAAAACAUCUUGGAAGUUGUCAUUGUGGUUCAGUUCAAUUUCAGGUAUUUGCAAGUGAAAAUUUGACGGUAUUUCGCUGUAAUUGUAGUAUAUGUAUUAAAAAACAGAAUAACCAUUUUAUUAUACCAUCACGAUAUUUUUCAUUGUUAACUGGAGACGAUAUGUUGACUACGUAUACAUUCAAUACUCAUCAAGCAAAGCAUAUGUUUUGCAAAAAAUGUGGUGUGCAAUGUUUUUAUCGUCCGCGUAGUAAUCCUGAUUGUUAUGGUAUUAUGCCUCAUUGUAUUGAUUCGUCAACAAUUAAGAGUAUUAAAUAUAUUGAUUUUGAUGGUGUUCAUUGGGAACAAUCGAUAGAUGAUUGUGCAAAAAAGGAAAAGAAUCCAUUUGAUAUUAAAUAA
This is a messenger RNA of Didymodactylos carnosus, 438 nucleotides long. NCBI's taxonomy places the organism in Eukaryota, Metazoa, Rotifera, Eurotatoria, Philodinida, Philodinidae. The record is from the annotation of a GenBank genome assembly.